CUUUUGAGAGGCGUUUGUGCAUAAUACGCAUAACUGUCAUUACAUUAGGCCUACAGUCAAAUCCCGUUUGUGUUUGAUGUCUUUUUCCCAAAACCCCCACAGAUGUGUUCCUUUGCGGAUUGCCUCUCUAAGUGGCUAGUUGCAGUUUUGAUGCUCUUGGUCAUACAUUUACCAGUUCAAGCGGGAAAGUGCCCAAGGUUCUGCAUCUGCUACAUCUCCAAACUCACCAUGGCCUGUAUCGGCAAGAAUCUGAUUCAGGUUCCCCCCACCAUAGAUGAGGCGUUCCUUCCUGUGUCCAAGAGCCUGAAGCAGCUGUAUACGGAUGACAUGGGUCUGGAGAAGAUGUCCAGAGACUCCCUGGCGGGGCUGGGCUCUGGGCUGACCACUCUGUCUCUGGGGGGGAACCAGCUGGAGGAGCUGCCUGACCUGAGCCCUCUCACUGGGCUGGAGGUCAUCAAUCUGGCCCACAACCCCCUGCUAUGUGACUGCCCCCUGCUGCCGCUCCGCAAGUCAUGGAUGGAGAAUGUGAGUCUGAAGGUGACAUCCACCUGUGGUCACCCUCCUGAAUUCCGGGGCCAAAGUGUGAGGGAUGUUCAUGUCUUUAAGAGCUGUCCAGGGGAGAGUGCCUCUCCUGGCAAGACCCUCAAAGGACCCAAGGACCCAAAAUCAAUCAAACCCAAACCCACUCUCCUGAAGGUGACCAAAACAAAAGCCAAGCCAGGAAAGGCUAAACCCAUGCCAACCAAGCCCAAAGCCAAGCCUCUGAAGAACCCUAAGAGCCCAUCCUGCCACCAGGUGCCAGAACAGUUCUAUGGUGUAAUGGUUAGCACUCUGGACUCUAGCGCUCUGAAUCCAGCGAUCUGA
Coregonus clupeaformis (lake whitefish) is the source of this 864-nucleotide messenger RNA. Its product is annotated as chondroadherin-like protein. Gene Ontology annotation, molecular function: protein binding. NCBI's taxonomy places the organism in Eukaryota, Metazoa, Chordata, Actinopteri, Salmoniformes, Salmonidae. Gene Ontology annotation, cellular component: extracellular matrix. The transcript has 5 exons. The record is from RefSeq and is a predicted model, not a curated record. Bases 103 to 864 code for a protein of 253 amino acids.